This is a messenger RNA of Ananas comosus (pineapple), 4963 nucleotides long. RefSeq names its product clustered mitochondria protein. The coding region runs from base 204 to 4430 and encodes 1408 amino acids. The transcript has 28 exons. Lineage: Eukaryota; Viridiplantae; Streptophyta; Magnoliopsida; Poales; Bromeliaceae. Gene Ontology annotation, cellular component: cytoplasm. Gene Ontology annotation, biological process: organelle organization. The record is from RefSeq and is a predicted model, not a curated record. Gene Ontology annotation, molecular function: protein binding.
AAAAAAUGAGCUCCUAUAUAAUGUAAGUUCCAAAAUGAACUUUAGAAGCGAAAGGGUUGUCCAAUCAUCAUCUCUCACAGGCGCCGCCCGUCUCCUCCUUCCUUUUUCUCCCCUUCUCCUCACCUCUCUUCUAAUUCUCUCUCUCUCUCUCUCUCCGACAAUCCCUCGCGACGUCGGCGUAACAGCGACUUCUUGAUUAAAAGAUGGCUGGGAAGUCUAACAAGGCAAAAAGCAAGGGGAGGUCAUUGAAACCAAAUGUUGCCAACUCUUCAGAGUCGGAAGCAAAGCCGGUUGACUCGUCUUUAACCUCAAAAGAUAUUGCGGACUCCGUUAAAUCUCCUACCGUUGAAGCAAAUGGAGCCAGAGAGGAAAUCGGUAAGGCCGUGGAAGAAGACAAGACUGUUAAUGGCAAUGCAGAGGGAACUACUGCUUCAGCAAAAAAGCAGGCUGAAGGGGAACUUCAUCUUUAUCCUGUUCCUGUGAAGGCACAAUCAGGGGAAAAACUUGAGCUACAGUUAAGUCCGGGAGAUUCAGUGAUGGAUGUGAGGCAGUUCCUUCUUGAUGCUCCUGAGACUUGCUUCUUUACUUGCUAUGAUUUGAUUUUGCAUACUAAAGAUGGUUUGGCUCAUCAUUUAGAGGAUUACAAUGAAAUUUCAGAAGUCGCAGAUAUUACUACAGGGGGAUGCUCUUUAGAGAUGGUUGCUGCAUUGUAUGAUGAGAGAUCCAUAAGGUCUCAUGUUCGCCGUGCUAGGGAGUUGCUUUCUCUUUCAACUCUUCAUGUCUCAUUAUCAACAUCAUUAGCUCUGCAGCAGGAGACCUCAAAACAAAAAACUUCAGAUGCUGGCAAAGCAGAAGUUCCAGAGGUUGAUGGAUUAGGUUUUGUUGAGGAUAUUUCUGGUUCUCUCCACAACUUGGUGUUAUUCAAUCCAAAGGAUAUCAAAUGUGUAGAAAGCAUUGUAUUUUCCUCAUUUAACCCUCCUCCAAGUUAUAGGAAGCUACUUGGGGAUCUAAUUUAUAUCGAUGUGGUAACAUUAGAAGGAAACAAGUAUUGCAUCACGGGAACCACAAAAUCGUUUUAUGUGAAUUCUAGCACAGGAAGUAUACUAGACCCAAGACCAUCGAAACCUGCUUACGAGGCAUGUACUCUGAUUGGCUUAUUGCAAAAGAUCAGCUCCAAGUUUAAGAAAGGUUUUCGCGAGCUUCUGGAUUACAAAGCUUCUACACACCCUUUUGAGAAUGUUCAGUCCCUGUUGUCACCAAAUUCUUGGUUGGGAGCCCACCCCAUUCCAGAUCAUAAAAGGGAUGCAGCAAGAGCAGAAGACGCCCUGCCGCUUUCAUUUGGAACUGAGCUGAUUGGCAUGCAGAGAGACUGGAACGAGGAGCUGCAAUCCUGCCGGGAGUUUCCUCACAACAGUCUCCAAGAAAGGAUACUGCGUGGGAGGGCACUCUAUAAAGUUUCAUGCGAUUUUGUUGAUGCAGCAGUGAAAGGUGCGGUGGGAGUUAUCAACAGAUGUAUACCGCCCAUUAAUCCAACUGAUCCAGAAUGCUUCCAUAUGUACGUUCACAACAAUAUCUUCUUUAGUUUCGCUGUAGAUUCUGACUUUGAGCAGAUAUCCAAGGAUCAGAAGUUAAAUUCUCAAUCUGCUGUCGAGAAACAUGAGAGUGCUGUCUCAUCUGAUUUAUCAGCGAAGCCUUUAUCUGAUGUUGCUAGUGAAAAAGCUGGAAAUUCAGAGGGUGUUUCAGAUGUGAAUCCUAAUGAUGCGGCUGCUGAAGCACAAAUUACUGAUGGUGAACAGGCAACUUAUGCUUCUGCAAACAAUGACUUGAAAGGAACCAAAGCUUAUCAAGAUGCUGAUGUUCCUGGACUUUAUAAUCUUGCUAUGGCCAUAAUUGAUUACAGAGGCUAUAGAGUCGUAGCGCAGAGUAUUAUUCCUGGUAUCCUGCAAGGAGACAAAUCUGAUUCUCUUCUGUAUGGUUCUGUCGACAAUGGCAAGAAAAUCAGUUGGAAUGAAUCAUUUCACUCUAAGGUUGUGGAGGCAGCAAAGCGCCUUCAUCUAAAGGAACAUGCUGUAUUGGAUGGUUCUGGCAAUGUUGUCAAGUUAGCUGCUCCUGUAGAAUGCAAAGGAAUUGUUGGAAGUGAUGAAAGGCAUUAUCUUUUGGAUUUGAUGAGAGUUACUCCGCGUGAUUCGAAUUAUCUUGGACCGCAACACCGAUUUUGUGUUUUGAGGCCUGAGCUCAUAGCUUCAUUUUGUGAGACUCAAGCUGCAGAGCAGCCCAGUAAAUCUAAAACUUCAGGAGAGGUUCUAGAAAAACCUGAUACUGAAAGCCAUGCUACUGCUAAUGCGAUCGUGAGUGCUGAUAAGAGUGAAUCUGCUGAAGAAUCUGUUUCCUUUCCUGCUGUGAGUUGCAGCAGUUCAUCUACGGAAAUACUUCUCAACCCAAAUGUCUUUACUGAGUUCAAGCUCGCAGGAAGUCAAGAGGAAAUCGCUGCAGAUGAAGCAAUUGUGAGGAAGGCUGGUUCAUUUCUUCUAGAUGUGGUUCUUCCGAAGUUUGUUCAAGAUCUUUGCUCCCUUGAGGUCUCACCCAUGGAUGGACAGACAUUGACUGAUGCUCUCCAUAGCCAUGGGAUAAACGUUCGCUAUAUUGGAAAAGUUGCUGAAAUGGUCAAACAUUUACCACAUCUAUUAGACUUGUGUUCCAGUGAGAUUGUUGUUAGGUCGGCAAAACAUAUUGCAAAGGAUGUACUAAGGGAAAGCCAGGAUCAUGACAUUGGACCAGCUAUUUCUCAUUUCUUAAAUUGUUUUUUUGGGAAUGUUUUACCUGUUGGCACAAAAGGCUCUGCUAACAACGUGCAAUCAAAAACCCAGAGAAAGGGACACGAAAAUAUUCAAACCCAUAAAUCUGUUAAGGGACAAGUGAGAUCGAGCCAUGGAGCGUCCUCAAGAAGUGUUUCUACCCAUGCCCAUUUGACCUCUGAAGGUGUUUGGUCUAGCAUUCAGGAAUUUGCAAGAUUAAAAUAUCAGUUUGAAGUAUCAGAUGAUGCAAGAAUACAGGUUAAAAAGGUUGCAGUUAUCCGUAAUCUGUGCCAAAAGGUAGGAAUAACAAUUGCUGCCCGCAAAUAUGAUCUUGAUGCUUCAGCGCCAUUUCAAACUUCAGAUAUUUUGAAUCUCGAACCAGUUGUGAAGCAUUCUGUUCCGGUUUGUACGGAAGCAAGAGAUCUCAUGGAAGCUGGGAAAGCUCGGCUAGCUGAGGGAACACUAAAUGAAGCCUACACGCUAUUUUCUGAAGCAUUUUCGUUACUUCAACAAAUUACAGGCCCUAUGCACAGGGAUGUUGCUAACUGUUGCCGAUAUCUUGCUAUGGUUCUCUACCAUGCUGGUGACUUGGCAGGAGCAAUUGUGCAACAACACAAGGAACUAAUUAUAAACGAGAGAUGUCUCGGUCUAGAUCACCCUGAUACUGCUCACAGUUAUGGCAACAUGGCCUUGUUCUACCAGGGCCUUAAUCAAACUGAACUUGCUCUUCGACAUAUGUCUCGAACAAUACUCUUGCUUAGCUUAUCGUCAGGUCCUGAUCACCCUGACGUAGCAGCGACUUUCAUAAAUGUUGCUAUGAUGUACCAGGAUGCUGGGAAUAUGAAUACUGCACUUAGGUAUUUACAAGAAGCACUUAAAAAGAAUGAGCGGCUUCUCGGCCCAGAACAUAUUCAGACCGCUGUUUGUUACCAUGCUCUUGCCAUUGCAUUUAACUAUAUGGGUGCCUACAAGCUUUCCGUUCAGCAUGAAAAGAAGACUUAUGAUAUACUAGUUAAGCAACUAGGGGAGGAAGAUUCAAGAACACGAGAUUCUGAGAAUUGGAUAAAAACAUUUAAAUUGCGUGAACAACAGGUCAAUGCGCAGAAGCAGAAAGGGCAGGCAGUUGACUCACCUUCUGCACAAAAGGCUAUUGAUAUUUUGAAGGCUCACCCUGACCUAGUGCAGGCAUUCCAGGCUGCAGCAAAUCCGAGUGCAUCAGCAGUGAAUAGAUCACUUAAUGCAGCUGUAAUUGGUGAGGGCCUUCCUCGCGGGAGGGGAAUGGAUGAGCGAGCAGCUCGAGCAGCAGCAGAAGCUCGUAAAAAAGCUGCAGCAAGAGGGCUUCUUGUGCGCCAAAACGGUGUUCCUGUUCAUGCCCUCCCUCCACUGACUCAGCUCCUCCACAUCAUAAACUCAAGUGCCGUUGCCAAUGGAGCAUCAACAGCUACCCAAACAAAUGAACCCAAGGGUGAGGCAACAAGCAACGGACCUUUCCCAAAUGGUAGUUCAGCUGGUGCCAAGGAUACCAACACAGUUGAGAAACGUGAGGACCAAACACAAACACCUGUUGGAUUAGGGAUCUCACUUGGUUCUUUGGACGCGAAGAAACAGAAAUCCAAAGCAAAGGCUGCUGCCUGACUAAAUGGUUGUCCAUAAAGGUUGGCCAUGAGGGCCUGUUGUGGUUUCUGCGAUGGUGUAAUGUUUUAAUGGAUAACGCGGCAUUCUUUUGUCUCAUUAGAGGGAGAUUCUUAUUUUCUUUGUUAGGUUUUACAGGACGGCAUCAAAUGGAAAUUGUAGACAAUGAGAUGCUGAAGUUUGUUGUUUUGAUUGAUAAUGUCUUCGCGAUGAUGAAAUUUUAAGGAUGAUAGUGGGAGACCAGUGAUAUGCAGAAGCAACCAAACUCAAUUGCCUGUUGAUGGUACAAGUCAGGUCUCUAAUCGAAUAAGUGGUUGUUCAGCCCUUCUAUAGUAAUGUUGAGGUUGCUGCAACAAUCUCUGCUAAUUUCUUACUUUUCACAGUUGACAGCUCUUUGAUCAUGUAUUAUCUAAUGUGAUGUUAUUGAAGAUGACUAGAGCGGGCAGAGCAUUCAACUUAUAAAACAGGAUGGUGUAUUCAGACAGCUUCUUACCUCUUUUAAAGUCUAUAUAUUUCCUGUCGAGGUUUUCUCUUUC